CUAGUCCUUGCGCAGGAGGACGCCGUGAUGGUCGAGUGGGGCGAUGCUGAGCCCCACCGCGAGGCAACGUCUCCGUCGGCGACGGUGAGAACUCUGCUCGUGGAGGGCGACGCCUUGCAGCGCACCGCUGUCAAGGCGAUGUGCGCCAAACGAGGCCAUGUGGUGACGGCGGUGUCGGACGCGGCUGAGGCACUACAGGCGCUGGACGCGCGCCGCUUCGACCUCGUGCUGACUUCCUCCAACGAUGGCGUCGGCCUGGUGCGCAAACUUCGCUCGGUUGAGGGGCGGCGGCUCUGCUGUGCAGUCAUGUCGAGCGACGACGCGCUCGAGGAGGCGUCUUCCGAGGCGGGCGCCGACCUGUUUGUCCGCAAGCCGCUCCGUGUCGCCGACAUCCCGCGGCUUGAAGAGGCCGUGCAGCGGCGGCGGCGCGAGCGCGAUGCGCUGCUGGUGGAGCGGACGAGUGGAGACAUGGAGGCGUCAGCGGUUCGGCUGCAGCGCGCGAGGCGCGGCUCGCUCGGCCGCGCCGAGGCGGCGCGGCUGAGGGCGGGCAUCCAGGAGCAGAUCGCCGCCCGCUCGCGCAUCCCGGGCCACCUCCACAACGCCCUCUUCGAGCUGGGGCGCGGGACGGGCGGCGGCGACUGCCUCAAGCUCGCCGCGGCGGGCGAGGUGCAGCGCAGCUCUUCAGAGGAGGCUCCGCGCAGGGCGAGCGGCAAGCGGUGGUCCGUCUUCAUCUCGCACUACAAGGCGGAGGCGGCGAUGGAGGCGCGCUGGCUGCAGGGCGAGCUGCAGGAGCGGCUCGGUGGCAAGGCCUUCCUCGACAGCGACGACCUGCGCGACCUGCGCGAGCUGCAAGAGUCUGUCCGAGACUCAGAGGUGUUGGUUGUGCUGCAGAGCGCGUCGGUGCUGCGACGGCCGUACGUGCUGCUCGAGCUCUAUACGGCGGUCCAGGCAAAGGUGCCCAUCGUCGGCGCGAGGCGGCCUUCGACUUUGACGGCGCGGGCCUCUUCCUGGAGGGCCUCGAGUCGACGCUCGACGCUGCCAACCCGGGCUCAAGCGCCGUCCUCACAAAGGCCGGGGUCCGGCUCGCCGACGCGUCGCGCGUGCUCGCGAGCACCGUGCCGCACGUCAUCUCGAUCGCCCUCAACCAGGGCGCCUCUCGCAACGUGCUCAACGCCACCCUCGCCGACAUCGUCGAGGCGUGCCGCGCCGCGAAGCCGCUCGCGCCCGCCGAGCCGCCCGCGCGGGGAGAGUUCUCCGGCCGCCGCACCCCGCCGGGCCACGAGCCGCCGCUCGCGGCGCGGCUCGAGGCCGCCUCGACGCUGCAGCGCUUCUUCCUGCGGCUGCGCCUCGCGCGUUGCUCGCCGGAAGAGGCGGAGCGCACCGGCUUGCAGAGAGGAGAUGCGGCUCCGGACGCCGAUCCCGCCGCUCGCAGAACGCUCUGACGCGCCCUCGUGCACGCACUUCUCUCCCCUCCACUUUUCAAUCCCACCUCUCGUCUUGGGUCUACUGCGAGCCUCGCACACAGACCCACACGCACCCGGCCGCACCCGGCUCGGACUCACAUUGCAUACACGCUGUUUUGGUCUGUUUUGCGGCGCGCACCGCACUGGGACUGGCCACUGCGCGAGUGCGCGCCGCGGCGCCGGCGGUCGGGUGGGUACGGCUGUACGCCGGCUAGUGUGGGGACUGUGCGGGUACGGCUCUAGAAUCGUGUGUAGUCUGUAGAAAAAAAACGGACGCCGAUGUACA
Messenger RNA from Emiliania huxleyi CCMP1516, 1749 nucleotides. RefSeq lists its product as hypothetical. NCBI's taxonomy places the organism in Eukaryota, Haptophyta, Isochrysidales, Noelaerhabdaceae. Gene Ontology annotation, molecular function: protein binding. The record is from RefSeq and is a predicted model, not a curated record. The transcript has 6 exons. Bases 28 to 1725 code for a protein of 565 amino acids. Gene Ontology annotation, biological process: cytokinin-activated signaling pathway; phosphorelay signal transduction system.